Carica papaya (papaya) is the source of this 1871-nucleotide messenger RNA. Its product is annotated as SNF2 domain protein. The record is from RefSeq and is a predicted model, not a curated record. Lineage: Eukaryota; Viridiplantae; Streptophyta; Magnoliopsida; Brassicales; Caricaceae.
GGAGAAAACCCCUUCUAAAACCCUAACGAGCAUUCACCCCUCCAUCUGCGGCUUGAAAAGAUCCUUAGGGUUUAUUGUCGUUCAACUUUUGGAGUUCCUGCUUCUACCGUUUCAUAUAAGUAAUUUCACGUUGUUUCUUCUAUGGAUUUGUCUGUAAUGGUAACUGCAGGCCUUCCUAAACAGGAUGCUCUUAUGGGCGACAAUUACCAUAUCACACUAAACCAAUCAAUGCAGAAUCUCUUGGGUGAAAUUCACAGAGGAAGCCAGAAUUUUUCUCAUUUAAUUAACAUAUUCUACCAAUUGAUGCAAGCGAAGAUCGACCCACCUCUCGAAUCUAUCUGGUUUUACUCUGCUUUGUCGUUUUGCAGCCAUAGAUCCCCAGACGAAGAUACUCUGAAUCGAAUAUCGGAAACAAAAGGCCUUUUUCAUUUGAUAUCCACAUGUUCGGGUUCGUGUAAUCCAAUAAAGAGCGUUGCAUUGCUUGCUCCUGUUGUUCUCCAUUUGUACAAGUUAGUCCUUGAAUUACAAGGAAAGAAUUUGAGCUCAAAGAGAGAGCGGAAAGCAAUGAGAGAGGCUAAGUCUUUAAUUGAAGGGAUUCUUGGUUGUAUAAGCUUGUGCGGUAAUAUGAAGUUGACUGAGGGAAAAACUGGUGCUGAUUUGAGUUUGAUUAUGCCGGUAGCGGACUUGGUUCGCGUUUGGACGGAAGGAAAUGAGGGACUAGAAUCCUUUUUUCCUCUGGUGAGCGGCAAAAUUCAUAGCAAGAUUAGUGGGGAUGAUUGUGAUGUGAAUUACUUGGCCGGAGCGGUUAUCUUGGAGGCUUUUUUGUUGAAAUUGUGCUUGGAUUUUCGUGGUGAAGUUGCUAGAACUUAUUUGGAGGAGUUGAAAAGCUGGGCUGUUGGAUCCAUAACUGGCUUCCGAAACUUAUAUUUCUUUGAUAUACUUGUGAGCAUGCUCCUGGAGUCGUCUUUGCCUGUGACUUCCCUUUUGGGCUCUGAAAAUGUUGUUCAGCUAAAGAAAGUUUUAUAUGAUGCUGUUAUAUUGGUGGAAUACUCGUUCCUCAAUCCUAAGAUGGAUAUCAACCAACCAGUUGAAUUCAUGAAAGAUCUUGCCAUCAAAAGAUUGAUUAUUACUCAGGAAGGCAUCAAGUGUGCCAGGGAGGAUGGGGAUCAGAAGCGAGCUCUCUCUUAUACAAGUUCUUUCUCCAAUUCCCGCCUAUCUUCCCAGCUAAUGAAAUGGUUCCAAACUGGAGAAAGUUGGAAAAACGGAUCAUCGCCUAAAGCUUUUAUACAGUGGUUACUUGACCUCGAGAGACAAAGUAUAAAAGUAUUUGGAGAUAGCCUCCUGAAACACCAUGCCAGAUUAGCGAUUGAUAAUUCCAGAGCAGAUUAUAAGCAGAAAUUAUCUAAUGGCGAGGUGAAGGAAAUAGAUGCUGAUAUUCUCUUCUACAUUGAUGACGAAGGAGAAGGGACAGAUAGAGAGGAGGAUGAAACGCGGAGUGAAACAAUUAGUAGUGCAUUUAUAACUGCUGCUCGCUCAAUGAAGUGGAAAGAAAAUAAAAGGAGAAAACGUGAAGAAACAGGAGGUGCCGAAAAGAAGGAGAGAGUAAAGUAUGAUCUUGGUUAUGGUUAUGAUACACCCAGUGGGAGGUUCUCAGAUGACCCGAAUAGUGAGAGCGAAGUUGAUGAUCCAGUUUCGGACUGACAUGGAAAGAGAAGGGAAGGUAAGAAACUUCUGCUGCUGAAUGUGUAGAGAGUGUUAGUAUGGAUCAGAUCAUUUUGAUCAAGUGGACUGUAUCUGGUGAUCUUGUUAUCAUCAUUGUUCUUUAAAGCAACGACCUCAGCUGCCUAUAAAUUCUUAAAUUUAUUUGAAAA